This is a messenger RNA of Caenorhabditis angaria, 3059 nucleotides long. NCBI's taxonomy places the organism in Eukaryota, Metazoa, Nematoda, Chromadorea, Rhabditida, Rhabditidae. The record is from the annotation of a GenBank genome assembly.
AUGGAAAAUCAUAACACCGAAAACAAGGUAAGCUUCAUCUGUUUGUUGAACCAUAAAUCUAAUUAUUUUGGUUUUCAGUUGAAAAGACAACAGCUCGAAUCACCAUUCAGUUCAGCGUCGCCUAUUUCAAGAGUUGGAAAAGAGCCCAAAAGAUUGUUUGGAAACAGUUCGCCACUUGCGAGAGUCAAUGGUUAGUUCAUGACUUCAAAUUUAUAAAAAAAACAUAUAUAUUUUUAUUAAUUUCAGGAGCUCCAGCCGCUGUCGAUCCAUUUUUGGACGAAACCACUGUCGAAAACUCCUUCAUGCGCCCAAAUUCAUCUGCAUCUACUGCAAAUUCAACAAUUGAUGGCGGUGAAGAAGUAUCUCUUGCUCCAUCAAGUCCAUAUACUGCAUCAGCAUCAGAUUUGAGCGCGGUUGCUGAAGAAGAAGAGAAUUUGACUAUGGAUGUGACAUUGUCGGAAACGUUCGCGAAAGCUGAAAAUGCUGAUGAAACAGUCGCACCAACAUCGGAUUUCGAAUCUUCUUUGCAUUCAACACCAACUGCACCGCCUACAGUUGCCAGACAAAUUGCAAGAUCUUUUGUCAGAACACCAGUUCAUACAAAAAAGAAUAUGGUGGAUGAAUCGUUGUAUGUUUUUCUUUUUUUCUGUAUAUUUUUAACUCCAUAUUCUUUUUUUUCAGAUGUGAAUUUAUGGUUUUGGAAAAGGAGACUGAAAAAGAUGGAGAGAUUCAAGCACUUGGAGAAGAAUUGCAUCAAGUUCGUGACAAGUAUGAGUCACAAAUCAAGGAAAUUGAAGAAGGUAGAAAGAUGGAAAUCGAUAUGUUGACAUCUCAAAUCGAUACUUUGGCUAAAAAACUGAAGGAAGCAAAUAAACGAGAAGCUGAACUCAAAAAUUCGAUUAAUGAAUCCGAAAACAGUGAGAAUUUGAAUGAUCAAAUCGAUAAUUUGUCAAAACAAUUGGAACAUUUGAAUGCGGAUAACACUUCAAGUCAAUCGAAAAUUAAUCAUUUGAACUCUGAAAUAUCAUCCAAGGACGGAAUUAUUGUUGAGUUGAAGUUGGAAAUCGACGAUCUCAAGAGCAAUUUGAUUACUCGUACUGAAGAAAUUCGUUUAGAAGCGAUGCAAAGAGAAUGCGAAAUGGAUGCAGAAGCUGAUAAAUUGGAACAAGAACGACUUCUUGAGAUUGAAACAUUGACAACGACGAUCAACAAAUUGCAAACUGAAUUAUCUGAGAGAAAUUCGACUGUUGAUGGUUUGUUCCAAGAGUUGGAGAUGACCAAGAGAUCAUUAAUUGAAUUGCAAUCAAAUGCUGAAAUUGGAAAAGUAUCGGAAAAUGCUGAAGAAUCAAUGAAAGUUGAAAUCGACGCUUUGAAUUCUCAACUUUCCGUACUUCUCAAUCAAAAAGUUCAAUUGGAAGACAAUCUUCAAACCCUGACAACCGAAUCGGAACAAAGAAUUAGCAGUGUUCAGAAGGAAAACGAUGAUCUGCUCAAAACAAUUGCAGAGUUGCGAGAAAUGGUAAUUUGCUUUUUGUUGUUGCUUUUUUAAACUAUGUUUUUUUUUCAGAUCAGUGAUUCUGCUGCGAAAAUGGACGAAUUGUCGAAUGAAUUGACAUCUACAAAAGCGAAUCUCGAACAAGUCGAAUCAAACAACCAAAACAGUUUAGGCCAAUCAGAACAAAUCACAAGUCUUCAAGCCGAAUGUCAAGAAUUCGAGAAAUUAUUGAAGGAAGCAAAUGAAGCAGUUGCUGAAAACAAUAUCGAAUUGGAAGAAGCUCGAUCAAAAAUCGUUGAACUUUCAGAAGAAAACUCGAAAAUUGUUGCUGAUUUGAAUAACUUCAAAGAAACUCAAUCGGAAACUAAAGAUGAAGAGAUCGACCAACUUCGUGCAAAAUUGGAAGAAGUUCAACAAUUGUUGUCAGAUUCGAAGAAUGAAGCUGAUAGUUUGAAAGAACAAUUAGAGAAGGCUGUUGGAUCUGUGGAUGUAUUGGAAAAGGAGAAGAUUGAGUUGGUUGGGAAAUUGGAGAAUAACGAGUCUGAUUCUGAACAAGUUGCACAACUCAGAGAAGAGAAACAAGAGCUCGAACAGAUGAUCAAGGAAUUGAAUGAAUCGGUAAGGACUUUUAUGAUGGAACUUGAAAUUAAAAUUAAAAUUGCAGAUUGCUGAAACAAAUUUGGACAAUUCGAAUUUGACUGCAAAACUCACCGAAUCCGAAAAUCUUGUCGAAAAAUUGACAUCAGAUAAUAGUCAUUUGGUUUCACAAAGUCAAGAAAAUUUGCUAGCUCUUCAACAACAAAUCGAACAAUUGAAUAGCGAAAAGGAAGAGAUUGUGAAAACAUUGCAAUUGGAAUCAAGCGAAGAGAAUGAAAAGAUUAUGGUGGAGAAUCUUGAGCUUCGCCAAAUCGAGGAACAAUUGAAUAGCAAGGUAUUUUUUACAAAGAGAAUGUAUGCCAAACAUAAUGUCAUUCUUACAGAUUUCACAAUUGGAGAUUGAAUGUGCCAGUUUGAUUUCGAAAUUGAAUGAUGCAACUUCAGUCAAUGAUGCAAAACAAAGUGAAUUCGACGCCAAAUUGUCUGAAUUAUAUCAAUCAUUGAAUGAAAAAGAAUCUGAAAUCGCUGAAGUUCAAUCAUCCAGUUCUACUUUCAAACAAGAAAUCCAAAAACUCGAAGAAGAAAAGGAAAAAUUGGAGAAUGAAUUGCGAGAUACGCGAGAUGAAAUUGAUACAAUUCGACAAGAAAAUGAAGAAUUGACAAAUAAGAUGAAUUCCAUUGUUGGAGGAAACGAGGAAAUAUUGGAAAAAAUCGAAUCACUCACCAAUUCAAAUGGAACAAUGCUUCAACAAAUUGAUCAAAUUCAAAAUGAGAAAGCUGAAAUUGUCAAAAAAUUGGAAGAUCUAUUGGAAGAACGACAAUCUCAUAAUGAGCAAAUUGAGGUUGUGAAUUCGGAAAAUGAAAGUUUGCAACGAAAAAAUCGAAGAGCUCAGCCAAACCGUGAGUUUUUUUGCCAAAGUAAACUUUAUGAAUAAAUUAAUGUUUUGUAGAUUGCUCAAUUGAAUGA